CGUGUAUUGAAAUGAAACGGGAAAUAAACAACAGACCAGUAAAACUUUGUUGCGCAUACAACAUAAAUCGCAGACAAAUGAGCAUAGUAAACGUGAUAUACCCGGCAAUCGGCAUCUCUAUUUGGUAAGACAUAUGAGUGACGUAAAAGCUGUGGCUGAGAACGGAAGACAAAAUACCAAAAUAAUCUGUUCAAAGCGGCCUCAUUUUUUGCUCUUGUAUCUAAUCGUAGAUAUCUAUCGCUUGUACGAAGACAUCUUUUCUUAUUCGAGGCGCUACCUACCCUAUGAUAUUUAAAAAACACAAAAAACAUCCGCUAAAGCUCAUAUUAUACACAAAAUUGCACCGAAGGGAACAAAAAAAUGGGAAAAAAUCAAGCACUGUUGCAUUUUCUGAUGCGUGUCACGUCAUCUCCUCCAAACUACAUGUCUUAUCCAAUUUAAUUCUGGAAGGAGACCAAUUUCCAUCCCAAGAAAUGAAAGAAUUGGUGGAUGAACUGGUAAAACUUAAAAGAAUAGAUGUGAGCAUGGGGGUACCGCUGAAUGUCAUUGAGAUGUUAGACGACGGCAAAGAUUUUGAUGCCAUCUUUGCCGAGAGAGAAAAAGAGGAACUUGAGGAGAGAAAGGAAACCAUCGAAACAGAAAAGAGAACGAAUAUGUUUUAUGAGGAAUUAAGCAAGUUGGACUUGAAAUUGAAAAGGUAGUACACCAAAUUUGGUUGUGCAGGAUGGUUGCAGGAACAGACAAAGAGGUAUGUGACAUGUGGCGGUAUUGGGCUUGGUAAGCGUGAUAGGUAUUGUUAAAUAAAUCAGUCAACAUGAGUUGAAAAUAAAAUGCAUGUUCCGACGUACAGAGUUGCUCUCUCGUGGAAAUAAUUGACUAAAAG
Messenger RNA from Vavraia culicis subsp. floridensis, 883 nucleotides. RefSeq lists its product as uncharacterized. The transcript has a single exon. The record is from RefSeq and is a predicted model, not a curated record. NCBI's taxonomy places the organism in Eukaryota, Fungi, Microsporidia, Pleistophoridae. The coding region runs from base 285 to 701 and encodes 138 amino acids.